ACAUGUGCGCUUGCCGCUGCGAGCGAGGGAGAGAAGGGAGGGAGACCGAUGUAAACAUGUUUACCUGAAAAAAUGGGACUGCGACGGUGUUUAAAAAUGGCAAGAAAACCCGGAACCUGCCUCUUAAUCUACCGUGGCCGUCUGUAAAACCGACAGCAAUGUGAUAACCCAGCGGGAUUUUAUAUAAAAAAAAGAAAAAGUAUCUCCGUUCAGCAGGAGAAAACGAUUCCUGGUUGUGGUGUCGAGGCGAACUGACAGGCUACAGCAAAUGGCAACGUGUGCAGUUACCAACUAUAAUAAUGUCGUUGAAGCAAGUUCGGACACGGAUGAUGAGGAUAAAUUGCAUAUCGUGGAGGAUGAGAGUGUAACUGAUGCUGGCGAGUGCGAUGCAAAUGCACUAGACGACGAUUUGCCAACAAAGUGUUCAGUGUUGCCAAGGAAAGAUGACUCGGAUGAAGAAAAUGAGAGCGCUGAUUGGAGAAAUGAAGAGGGAAAGAAAGAAGAUGCAGACAACCUGGGGCCUGAAGCACAGAUGCUCAAUGAUGAUUGUGCAGCUAAGGAAGAAGGAUGUGAGUCUGAUGGCGAGAACUGCUUUCACGAUUCAACUGCAGAAGAUGAGCAGACCCAUGAUCCAAAAGUGCAGGAAUACCUUCAGCAAAAAGACACAGCAGUAAUCUUUCCAGAAGCACCAGAGGAUCAACAUAGAAGAGCCACGCCAGAACCUAGUGGACAAGAAGAAAAUGGAACACCUGAUGCUUUUGCACAGCUGCUCACCUGCCCGUAUUGCGAUAGAGGAUACAAGCGUUUGACUUCACUAAAAGAUCACAUAAAAUAUCGGCAUGAGAAAAACGACGACAACUUCAGCUGUUCCCUCUGUCGCUACACAUUUGCCUACAGAACACAACUGGAUCGUCACAUGGCUUCACACAAGUCAGGACGAGAUCAGCGCCAUGUUGUAACACAGACUAGCGGAAACCGCAAAUUCAAGUGCACUGAAUGUGGAAAAGCAUUUAAGUACAAGCAUCAUUUAAAGGAGCACUUACGCAUCCACAGUGGAGAAAAGCCAUAUGAAUGCUCGAACUGCAAGAAAAGGUUUUCCCACUCCGGCUCUUACAGCUCACACAUCAGCAGUAAGAAGUGCAUCGGGCUUAUAUCACUCAAUGGCAGAGCCCGUUCAGGAAUCAAGACACCUCAAGGCACUUCUCCAUCCCUUUCUCCGUCAACCAACAGCCCUGCUAGAACACAACUCCGUCAUAAGCUAGAAAACAGUAAGCCUUUGCAAGAACAGUCGGCCGUAAACCAAAUCAAAAGCGAACCUGUGGAUUAUGAGUACAAAACCAUGGUGGUGACCUCUGGUAUCAACUGUGCAAGCUCUUUCCAAAAUGGAGGAUUUAGUGGCGGUACCCAGGUUACAACUUCUCCCCAGAGCGUGGUUCAAGCUGUUGUAUUGCCAACCGUUGGCCUGGUCUCUCCCAUUAGCAUCAAUCUAAGUGACAUUCAGAAUGUUCUUAAAGUUGCAGUAUUAGAAAACAAUCAUGUUACUCUCCCUUCCAAAGAGGCAGGAGUUGUAUCUUCUGGAUUGGUGCAGCAAAAUAGCCAUUCCCUCAUCUCAUCCAUCAGUCUUCCCUUGAUUGAUCAGGACGGAACAACCAAGAUCAUUAUCAACUACAGCUUAGAGCCCAGUCAGCUCCAAGUCCUGCCGCAAAAUUUAAAAAAGGAAAUUCCUCAUCCAGCAAACAGUUGUACAAAUGACAAAACACCAGAAGACCUCACAGUCAAAUCUGAGAAAACGGAGACAAGUGCAGGAAUGAGUAACACAUGCCUUCUUUGUAAUGAAUGUCCUGGUGGAUUAAAUGCACUUCACGAGCUAAAGCACUAUCAAUUAAAAACUGAAGCUCAUUCAGGGGAGAGCAGUAUUACCGAACCUGAAAACCUCGCUGCAGCUUCAGUAUCAAUAGAAGAGAACACCUCUUCGGAUCAAGAACCAUUGAAGAACCUGUUGUCACUUCUGAAGGCAUAUUAUGCAUUGAACGCACAGCCAACAUCCGAAGAGCUGGCAAAGAUUUCCGUUGCUGUGAACCUGCCGUUAGAAAAGGUAAAAAAGUGGUUUGAGAAAAUGCAGACUAGUCAGGUCCCAGUCCAGCCAUCUUGUCCCUCUUCUCCCUCACCUGACCACGAGGGGGUCAAACCAAAGCAGUCCGUCGGUCACCCGGAACCAUCGCCUUCUGGCGUUCAAAGCAACUCAGCAAAUUCGGAAACCCAGGCGGACAAGCUGACUGAACCUCAGAAUGCAACCACGCCGCCCAGUGCAACAGCAGAACCUUCGGGGAGUAGCACUCCAUCCCCGACACCGCUGAACCUUUCCUCGGCAUCUUCUCGAAAUUCUCAAAGCUAUCUCAACACACCAGACAGCAGCCAGGAGGAUUUACAGUUGGAGCCUCUUGACCUGUCGCUUCCCAGGCAACAAAAGGAAGGGCUGGAAAGACCCACGAUAACCAGUGUUUACCACAGCAGUGUUCAUUACGUCCAAGAGGAGCCUUUAAACUUGUCUUGCCUCAAGAAAGAACAAACAGAAAACGAAAGUGUUGACGAAGGAAACUCAACAAGUGCCAAACCUAUAAAUAUUGCAAUUCCUGCAGUCACCACCAAACUCCCCAUGAUUGUUGCCAUCUCAAGUCCAAACAGUGUUCCAUGCCUCAGACCCCUAACAACAUUAAAGCAGGCCAGCGUCAUUCCACAGGUGGCCUACACGUAUAAAAUAACUAAUUCAAAUCCAUCUGAACAACAACAGAAACCAACUCAAGCCAACGGAAAUCAUCUCGUGGUUGUGUUCCUGAAGGACGAAAGCCAAGAGAUGAGUUGCGGAGGUGUGCCCAAUACUGACGAGCAGAAUGAUUCAGACUCUGCGCCGCCACGUAAGAAAAUAAAAAAGACGGAGAAUGGAAUGUACGCCUGUGAUUUGUGCGAUAAAAUAUUUCAGAAGAGUAGCUCUCUUCUGAGACACAAGUACGAGCACACAGGUAAGCGACCACACCAAUGCGGGAUCUGCAAGAAAGCUUUCAAACACAAGCAUCAUCUGAUUGAACACACGCGACUGCACUCUGGGGAGAAACCUUACCAGUGCGAUAAAUGUGGCAAGCGCUUCUCCCAUUCGGGCUCCUAUUCGCAGCACAUGAACCACCGCUACUCCUACUGCAAACGGGAAGCAGAGGAACGGGAAGGAGUGGAGCAAGAGGAGGCUGGGCCUGACUCACUGAACAACAGUGAGUACGCAGACAUCAGGAGCCCCACUUCCCACGCGGACUCGGACGACAAGGACAGCACUGCAAGAGAAGACGAAAGCGAGAAGGACGAGGAAGAGAAGGAAAGCGACGAAAUGCAAGAUAAUUGUGCAGAGGAAAUGAGGGAGGAAUCAGAUGAGGAGGAAGCAGACGAGGAGGAAGCAGACGAGCAGGAAGCAGACGAGCAGGAAGCAGACGAGCAGGAAGCAGACGAGCAGGAAGCAGACGAGCAGGAAGCAGACGAGCAGGAAGCAGACGAGCAGGAAGCAGACGAGCAGGAAGCAGACGAGCAGGAAGCAGACGAGCAGGAAGCAGACGAGCAUGAAGCAGACGAGCAGGAAGCAGACGAGCUGGAAGCAGAUGAGGAGGAAGUAGACAAGCAGGAAGCAGACGAGCAGGGAGCAGAUGUGGAGGAAGCAGAUGAGCAGGAAGCAGAUGAGGAGGAAGUAGACAAACAGGAAGCAGACGAGCAGGAAGUAGACGAGCAGGAAGUAGACGAGGAGGAAGCAGACGAAGAGGAAGCAGACAAGCAGGGAGCAGAUGAGGAAAAUAGAACAGACCCAAUGAGCGAUGUGGAGCAGGAAAAUACAGUAAAUAGUUUGGAAGCUAAUUCACCAGAAAAAAUGUAAUGAAUACUUGAUCAGGAAUAUAAAUUGGAGAAGAAAUGUUCUGCGAUUAGUGUUGUACCAUGUUUUUCUAAAAAAAAAAAUUCCAGAAACACACACUAUAUUGCUAUGUUUUUCUCUUCACUACUGUGUGGAAAUCCCGGUGUGCCUGAACCUCAAACGAUUAACAAUUUACCACAUGAACUGUGUUUAAGAUAUUAGGAAUGAUGUUUGUAUAAAAAAAAGGCAAAAAAAAAAAAUUGCAAGCGAGAAAUUGCAUAAACUGACUGCCUUGAUUCACAAGGCAAACCCAACAGGUUUCAAAAGAGUUUGCUACCAGUCAUUCUGCAUUACCUGUUUACCUGUGUUGCUCUUCAUUUUGCCAUUCAUGUAUUCCCAUUAACUUCAACACUCUACAGCUGGGAGAGAUUUCUAUGAAAAUUUCUAAAACAAACGAAACUCAUCUAUUGUAGAUUUAUAGUACCACAAUGCUUUACUCCGUGGCUGAUGCUCAUCAUUUCAUUGGUUUAAAAGGAUGUGAAAAACUUCUGCACUACAGAAUUCCCUUUAUACUUGUAUCUAACAUUAUUAUUGUCUACCUUUAUCAGUAUCACACGAGCAGGUAGUCAUUGAUGACAUUAGUUGACCUUACUUUAGAGUGUAAAUUCAUUUGAAGCAUAAUGUUAGCCUUAAAGCAAGCUACUAGCAGAGUCAAAUCAAGAACGACGUGGUAAGACUUGUAGUUAGAUGUAUAGCAGUCUGUUGCCAAGUCUUCAAAAGUAAGAACUAACAGUAUAGUGUUUGGAGAGAACCGAGGUCAGUGUUUUAGUCACUAGUGUUACUUAGGUAAGAGAGGAUUAUGGUAUGGAGCUUUGUACCCCCCUUGGCCUUAUGCAAGACCUGUGUGCUGCAAGUGCCAUUUAUAAAUCAGUAUUAUGGAAAUGUGGCUCUAACCAGCCCUUAGCUUUGGUGCAAGUUAUUAACAGUGUUAGCCUAUUUUAUUUCAGUAUUAUUUUAAUUCAAAUUACGAUAACAUUUUAGAUUCCUAUGUUUGUGCAAAUUUUGUACUGUAUGUCCUCAACCCAGGCAGUAUUAAUACCCUACUUACUGACACAUGUACCUUUUAGUUUUAGGAAACUUUUAUAUUUAUGUGUCUUAUUUUUAUAUUUCUUUAUUGUUAUUUAUUACACAAUGUAGUGUAUAAUACUGUAGUUUGUAUUAAUACAAUAAUAUAUUUUAGUACGAAAAAUGAUUUGGAAGGUUGAUAAGAAUUCAAAGCAGAAAUACAAUUGGUUCUCUUGAAAUCAAAUUUUGUUUAAAUGUUAUGUAACAGUAUUACUUGCCUUGGAAUGUGUAGCUGGAGCAUCAAAGGGGAAUGUAAGACCUUUACAUUCAGAAUCCAAUUAUUUGCCCUGCCUCACUUUUAAUGCAUUGGGCUACUGAAUUUGAAGUAUAUUGUUAUACAGCAUGGUAUUUUUGCAGUUUUUGAAAUUAGUGUGUAACCAUGGAACCAAGUAUUGAAACCCUUGGCCAAAUUACAAAGCCAUGCGCAGUGUUGGGAAUAACAUUACACUUUUUUGCUUUGUGCCAAUUUGUUUUAGAAUUCCUCUACAUCUGAUACAAGCCAGAAGUUUUUUUUUUAAUUGCCUAGUUUCAUGAUAGUCAUUUUCUAGUUUUAUACCAGACUGCCCAUCUCACAAUAAAAUGCAUCAACA
Leucoraja erinaceus (little skate) is the source of this 5601-nucleotide messenger RNA. Its product is annotated as zinc finger E-box-binding homeobox 1-like. Gene Ontology annotation, molecular function: DNA-binding transcription factor activity, RNA polymerase II-specific; RNA polymerase II cis-regulatory region sequence-specific DNA binding. The record is from RefSeq and is a predicted model, not a curated record. Gene Ontology annotation, biological process: regulation of transcription by RNA polymerase II; anatomical structure development. The coding region runs from base 269 to 3910 and encodes 1213 amino acids. Lineage: Eukaryota; Metazoa; Chordata; Chondrichthyes; Rajiformes; Rajidae. The transcript has 9 exons.